Messenger RNA from Scaptodrosophila lebanonensis, 1241 nucleotides. RefSeq lists its product as uncharacterized. NCBI's taxonomy places the organism in Eukaryota, Metazoa, Arthropoda, Insecta, Diptera, Drosophilidae. The record is from RefSeq and is a predicted model, not a curated record. Bases 40 to 726 code for a protein of 228 amino acids. The transcript is spliced from 3 exons.
AAAGAGUUUUCAUUCAUAUGAUAGUUCGAAAGAAAAAAGAUGGCCAAUGCGCAUCGCCAGCACUUGUAUUUAAAAGCCGUCGAUUUCUUUGACGGAUCUAACCCACAGGGCGGUUUCUUCCAACUGCGAGAAAUAAUACUGAUGAACGAGGAGAUGAACGAUGAGGAGCGCGAGCUGUGGAUCGAUAUUGUACGCGCCAUUGUGAGUUUAUACGUCGAUACACAGGAGUUGCCCACUACAUUGGAGUUGAGGGAAGAACUCAAGGUAUUUUUAAUUGAUUGUAUUUACCUGCUGGAGAUGCACCUGCUGCCCCUUUCGACUGAGAUUACGGCCGACGUAAAAUAUUAUGAGGAACUCGGAAACAGCUACUUCUACAUGUCAGCUCUCACCGAGGGUGUGGAGGCCAGCAUUUACAGCAACUUUUCUUUGAGCAGCUAUGUUUACGGCUAUGAGUUGGCAUUGGAAGUAUUUGGUCCAUCCUAUCCCCUCACUCUGAUCAGCGCUGAUAAUAUUGCACUUCUGUACAGCGACGUCUUCGAUGACAAGGAAGUAGCACUAGAAGUAGCCGAGACAGCCGUAGAUGCCGUCCACCUUGAACAGCACUUUACGGACAACAAAGAAGAAGAGGAGUUUGUGAACAAGAUGUUGAAUAAAUUGGAGACCCAUAUUUUAAAAUGGACUAAGGAAUUGAAGCAAGGAAAUUUGGGAAAUACCAAUCUUAACUAGUGGAAACACUAGCCAGCAAAUACAAUGUUUCUUACACAAUCACACAACAACCUGAUAAUGGAACAAACGUCCAUAAUGCUUCGAAAACAGGAACAACUACAAGGGAACACAUACGUCUCUGAAGACAUCUCUCAGCUUUACGGCAACACAUUCCAGUAAAAUCUUAACUACUGGAAACACAACGUUUCUUAGAGAACCACACAACCACCUGAUAAUGGAACAAACGUCCAUAAUGGGGUAAGUGGUGACAUUCGUCUUAGAGCAGUUCUAGUUAUACCUACAUACUUCGAAAACAGGAACAACUACAAGGGAACACAGACGUCUCUGAAGACAUCUCUCAGUUAUAUGGCAACACAUGGCGGUUCAAAGUUGUUUACCAUAAUUGGGAAUCGUUUUGAAUCCAAGAGGGUAAUUAACAUAAUCACUAUCAAUAACCAAGCACGGGGUUACACAACUGAUACUGAUGCUUAUGAAUAAAAGAACAAUUCAAUCUUAGGAUAAUGACCUCCACUAAA